GGUACGCGUUCAUUGCGUUCAAGGCGCUUGCGAUGUUCGGCUUCUACGUCCAUUUCUUCCUGAUCGCGAUCCGGUACAUAUCGCUCACAGUGUAUGCGCUGCUCGACCAAGUCGGAUUCUGGGACGCGCAGAGUGGGGAUGGAGAUAGGGGAUGAUGGCGUGGUGUGAGCGGUGGGCGGAGCGGUCGUGCACCGAGUGUGUGGUCAGAUGGAAUUCAAUUAGAACUUAUCAUCUCGUGUAUUUCUUAUCCACAUCUUGCAUCCAACAAUCGUCGACUCGAAAUGCCAAUCAGCAGCCCCGUUUGUCGAGUCGUUCGUCCUCGAGCAAGCUCGACGUCACGUGCUCUCAUCUGCCCUCCCAGAUGUAGCCUUGGACGGUCGGUGGGAUUGCAGGCAAAAAAAAAAAUGCAGCAAUAAUGUUACUGCUGAUCAGCGCCUACAGCUUGGAGGGUAUUGCCCGUUCUGGCAGAGGAUCCCACUAUUGACCAUGCGUCGGCUUUCUCCCUUGCCGUCAAACCACGAUUCGCAGUUUCCUGGCGCCACUUGGAACCCGCUGCAGACUGGUGCGGAAAACUUGCAGAGAAGGACAUUGGGAAAGGGACAAUGAAGUGACAUGGGCUGGAAUCCGGUAUUCAAGAUUUAAUGGCGUACCUCAUGUAUAUGGGAGGCAUCAACUCCUCUGAGCAACCCAGUUCGGCUCUUUUCUCGCCCCCGAAGGAAGGCUCGAUCGCCAUAUAGUCGUUCGUGUUCUCUCGUGGCUUUUCGUGAAAAGUUCGUUUUGUCCGACAAACAGGUGUCUGGUCCGCGCCUCGAUUGAACUGCUCUGAGCGAUAGACCUCGUCUCGGAUGUCGACGAAAAACAGACAUAGGAAGUCGUGCGGGCAGAAAUUCCUGGUAAAGGGAUGGUGAGCAUAUGAAAAAGAGAUCCGGGAUCUCUAAUAUCCCGAGAUCCGGAUGCGUCCAGUCCCGCACUGCGUCGUCACUCCCGAAAUCCAGGGGUGCACACUGCAUGCACUGAUGG
Messenger RNA from Mycena citricolor, 1020 nucleotides. Lineage: Eukaryota; Fungi; Basidiomycota; Agaricomycetes; Agaricales; Mycenaceae. The record is from the annotation of a GenBank genome assembly.